AUGAUUGACAUGGCCUCCAGCAGUGCCGCACUUGAUGCUCGUCCGUCAACGAUGCAACGCGUCGUCUCGUCUACAUCAUCUUCACCUACCAGCGCCGCCUCGUCUCCAUCUAUGGAAGCAUCCGCACUGGCAUCCGACCAGCUCUCCGCCAUGGACGAAGUGUCGAUGCCCGCCACCCCUCCCGACGUCGCUGAUCUGGGUCGAGUGCACGUUGUCGAUGCCGUCACCGCUUCGGCCGCUGCCUCGGUCCAUGCUGCCAACGCUGCUAAGAGGCCCGAACUGUACCUGUCCCUCACACGCGUCAACCGAGCCAAACUCGUGCUCUCGCCUACCGACAAGGUGCGUUUCUCGGAGCACAUUGCGGACAGCAAGAAAAAGUUUGCCGACGACACGGCCUACUUGCCCAAAACCUCCAACAUGGGUCUCAGCGACGUGGAUGCUGCCGCGUUGCUGUCGGUCAACCCAUUCAACUUCGCACGACCCAAUGCGCUCAGCUGGGAAGACGACGACGUGGAUGUCGACCACGGCCGUGCAGCACGUAUGUCGGCCAAAGCGGGCAAGACGGUCUUCCUGAACGCCUUCCCCUGCAUCUACGUCACGAACCUCACCAACUCGGUUGCAUUCUACCAGAAACUCAUCGGCUUCUCUCCCGUCGGCAAACCGGCGUCGCACCAAGCCAUCAUGCGACGAGGGCCCGCUGCGCGCCCACCUCGAUCCGCGCAACAGCAGUACUCUGCGAUCCCCUCGGCGGCGGAAGAGCAGGGCGUGCGCAUCGUGCUGCGCUAUCUACCGGCAGAGUGGGGCGAGCUCAAGGGCGAUGGAAGCGGACCGCCGCAGUUGCUCAUCGUGGUGAGCAACGUCGACGAGCUGUUCAAUGAGAUCGUCGCCAAGCAGCAGCAGUUCAAGCCCAAUGGUAGGGAGUACUUCCCGGAAGUGUUCCUGGGCAAGGGCAAGUUGCUCGGUAAACCCCAGAACAAGCCGUGGGGCACGAGAGAGCUGCACGUGCUCGAUCCGGACGCCAACAAGAUCAUUUUCUACCACGAGCUCCACUGA
This is a messenger RNA of Sporisorium graminicola, 1053 nucleotides long. RefSeq lists its product as uncharacterized. The record is from RefSeq and is a predicted model, not a curated record. NCBI's taxonomy places the organism in Eukaryota, Fungi, Basidiomycota, Ustilaginomycetes, Ustilaginales, Ustilaginaceae. The transcript has a single exon. Bases 1 to 1053 code for a protein of 350 amino acids.